UUUUAUUUUAUUUAAAAAUGGCGGAUGAUGCAUCGAGCAGUAGCGGUUGCGCCGGCAAUAUAAUAGAUAACUCAAUAAAUCAAGAUGAGUUAAUUAUGAAACAACAACGAGAGAUAGAGAAAGAGAUAUCGGAAACGAUACCGCUUGUGGGUGAACUUGAAGACCUGUCGUCAUUAGAAAAGGAAUAUAACGAGGAUCCAGUGUACCUUUUAAAAGUAAAAGAUUUGUCCUCUAAAUAUAAGUACAUUAGGCGAACUCGGCCGGACGGCAACUGUUUCUUCCGAGCGUUCUCUUAUGCUUAUUUAGAACACCUACUGACGGAUAAGAGUGAAUACAAUAAGUUUUAUGAAAUAGCGAAGAAUUCGAAGGAGAUUCUUGUCGCCUUAGGUUUCUCACAGUUUACAGUUGAGGACUUUUAUGAGACGUUCAUGGAAGUAGUGCAACGGGUGGGUGAACAGGCCGGGGGCUCACCUGACGCUCUGGACUCUGUGAGAACGGAAUUGCACGACAAGUUCAACAAGCAGGGCUACUCGGACUACAUUGUCGUGUACCUGCGUCUCGUCACCUCUGGCCAGCUGCAGACAGAGAAUGACUUCUACCAGAACUUUAUUGAGGGCCCUCGCACUGUCACUGAGUUUUGCAGACAGGAAGUAGAACCUAUGUACAAGGAGUCUGACCAUAUUCAUAUAAUAGCAUUGAGUAAUGCUCUCAAUGUUGGCGUCAGAGUGAAAUAUAUGGACCGCGGGGAGGGCAGUCAGGUUAUAGCGCACGACUUCCCCGAGGGUUCGAAGCCGCUGGUGCACCUGUUGUACCGGCCUGGACACUACGACAUAUUGUACGCGUGAUCGUGAUAUCGCCUCUCAUAACCUCUUAUGAUAAUAAAGUUAAUUAUCUUACGUA
Messenger RNA from Trichoplusia ni (cabbage looper), 900 nucleotides. Its product is annotated as ubiquitin thioesterase otubain-like. The transcript has 5 exons. Gene Ontology annotation, molecular function: ubiquitin binding; cysteine-type deubiquitinase activity. NCBI's taxonomy places the organism in Eukaryota, Metazoa, Arthropoda, Insecta, Lepidoptera, Noctuidae. Gene Ontology annotation, biological process: protein K48-linked deubiquitination. Gene Ontology annotation, cellular component: nucleus. The record is from RefSeq and is a predicted model, not a curated record. Bases 18 to 845 code for a protein of 275 amino acids.